AUGCGUCUCCAAUCUCUCGCUCUUUUGGCCGGUGCCACUACAGCCCUCGCUGUCCAGACAACCUCUCUUUUCCUCCCCGGAUUCGACGAGCAACGAAUUGAUGGCAAGGUCAUUGGCACUAGCGGCUCCAUGACCAAAUAUUAUCUCAAGUGCGCUCCCAAUGUUGACGCCGACGAGUGCGGCCUUCCCUUCGAUGGUAUGACCGUGGCCCAAGGCCCUUCAACCGUCAGCCUGGCAUACAGCACAGAGGAUGUCACCAUCAGCGAGAGCUGCAAGUUCGAUUCCAUAAGCGCGACGUGCGGCGCAACCGUCGUGACCGAUGGCAGCACCUCCUCGUGGCACUCGGCCAUCGCAAUCAGCGAAAUCCCCGGUGGCGUGUACAUGCCCGUGACUAUCACUGCAACUGGAACUGACGGCUCUUCCGCCACCACUGGUGCUGCCGUCUCCGCUUCUACGGCCGCUUCGACUAGCGCUGCUACUAUGACUACCUCUGCUUCUACUUCUGAUAGCACCGCUGCUGGAACUAGCACUGGAACUAGCACCGGAACGAGCACUGACAGCAGUGCUGCUGCCACCAGCCAGACUGAGACUGGUAAUGCUGCUAUGCCUAUGAUUACUGGAAACGCGCGCUGGGCUGCCGGUGGUGUUGCUGCUGCACUGGCCCUCGCCGCUCUCUGA
This is a messenger RNA of Penicillium roqueforti, 678 nucleotides long. RefSeq lists its product as uncharacterized. The transcript is spliced from 3 exons. NCBI's taxonomy places the organism in Eukaryota, Fungi, Ascomycota, Eurotiomycetes, Eurotiales, Aspergillaceae. The record is from RefSeq and is a predicted model, not a curated record. Bases 1 to 678 code for a protein of 225 amino acids.